Messenger RNA from Oryzias latipes (Japanese medaka), 3205 nucleotides. RefSeq names its product 1-acylglycerol-3-phosphate O-acyltransferase 2 (lysophosphatidic acid acyltransferase, beta) (gene agpat2). NCBI's taxonomy places the organism in Eukaryota, Metazoa, Chordata, Actinopteri, Beloniformes, Adrianichthyidae. Gene Ontology annotation, biological process: phosphatidic acid biosynthetic process. The record is from RefSeq and is a predicted model, not a curated record. Gene Ontology annotation, molecular function: 1-acylglycerol-3-phosphate O-acyltransferase activity. Gene Ontology annotation, cellular component: membrane; endoplasmic reticulum.
CUCCACCUCGUGAGGCCAUUUAGCAACAGAUGAGCAUGUGUGCUCAUUUCUUGCAGCCACGGUCCAGCAUCGCCGUCUAUCGGGCGGACUGAAGGAAUUCUCCCCAGCUGUGUGUGAUGUUCGUCAGGGUUUUCGUUGCAUCGUAACUGGCGGCUCAACCCGCUCCAUCCACCGUGCUGGGGUUGGUGUUUUGUUUUUAAGUUUUUUAGUUUUCUUUUUUUUUUUUUUUUUUUUUACUGGACUUUGUCGCCGUUAUGGAUGCGCUGUGGAUGGUCUCGCCGCUGCUGCUGGUCCCGCUCCUGCUGUGGACGAGCAGCACGUUCGCUUUCUAUUUCAAAAAGUUCUUCUACGUGGCCUGGAUGAUGUUCUUGGCCCUGCUGGCGAUCCCCAUGAGUGUGGUGAAAAGCGGAGGCAGGGACAUCGAGAACAUGAGGAUCAUCCGCUUCCUGGUUCGGCACGUCAAAUACUUGUUAGGACUCCAAAUAGAAGUGAGCGGUCAGGAACAUCUGCAGUUACAGGGUCCCUAUGUCAUCAUCUCCAACCACCAAAGCUCCCUGGAUGUUUUGGGCAUGAUGGAGAUCUUACCCGACCGCUGCACCACGAUCGCCAAGAAAGAGCUCAUCUACGCCGGCACGGUGGGUCUCAUCUGCUGGCUGGGCGGCAUCGUCUUCAUCAACCGUAAGAAGACGAGCGACGCCAAAAACGUCAUGUGCGAUGCCGCCAAAACCAUGCUGGAGGACCAGAUUCGACUGUGGGUGUUCCCAGAGGGGACGCGCAACCAGCAAGGGGACCUGCUGCCCUUCAAAAAAGGUGCUUUCCACCUGGCAGUGCAGGCGCAAGUUCCCAUCAUACCCGUCGUUUUCUCCUCCUACAACAGCUUCUACCAUCGGAAAGAAAAGCAGUUCAACUCAGGGACCAUCAGGUUGAAGAUCCUCCCAAAGAUCGAGACGAAGGGGAUGAGCUCGGACGACGUGUCCUCUCUGGCCGACAAAUCCUACCAGGUGAUGCGCUCCGCCUUCCUGGAAAUCUCUGACUCCGUCACCCAGAGCAACGGGCCCACACGGCACUGAGGAUUUGCCACAGUCCCGCCCCCAACCCCCCCUCCUCCUCCUCCUCCUCCAGGUCGGCACGUCCUCCUAGCCAAGAAACAGCGCGACACAUCUUCUUGUCAAGUUGACGCCUGGUGCAGUCGGCCUGAACUCAACACUACGGUGUGUCCUGACCUUCUGCGGUGCUCCGCUCGCCGCAGGCGGAGUGACGGACCGCCAGCUCAGCAGUGUGGCUGUGUGUCGUUCAUGCACGCCUUUUGGGGUGGCGCCCUCAUCCCUGCUUUUGAGCCUGGCCUUUGGAAAGCCUGGCGCCGUUUUCUUCCUUUUCGUCUGCUUCGUGUUGAGCAGAUUCCCCUCAGCAGGUAUUUCUGUGUUCGUCUCACGCCGCCUUGGGUUCCCUCAUCUCUGGCUGCUCGUGUGUGGAUCCAUAGAAGCACAGCAUCUUCCUUCUUCAUUUCCCCGUCCUUUUUGUUGCUUCGUCUUCGUCUCGGUUUCUAAAGCCGAAGGUUGUGGAGGUAAAAGGCGGUCGACCGCUUUUGUCUGCAUUCGUUUUACGUAGGCGGUUCAGCGUGACGACCAGCAGCUCCAUGGCGUCUGGGGGCGAAUUAACCAAACCGUUUGUGCUGUCAGUCUUUCUUUUGUUUACUUUUCCAAAAAACAACACAAUUUGCAAAAAUAGUUCUCUGUCGUAGAUUUAUUAUUUUAUUUGUUCUUUUUUUCAUGAAAGUUCUUUUUUAUGUGAAUUUCUUUUGCUUUUGAGAAGCUUUAGUUUCAUAGGAAAGACCUCAGAGAUGAAGAUGUGUCAAAAAAAAAAGAAACUGCUGACUUCAGCAUUAAUGUUCCAAAGUGCGAGCUACCUGCUGUGCCAUGAAGAGAACCCUCUCUGUGAGCCAAUGACGGCGUCUGGGAUCACUCGCUCACCUUUGUACCAACGAUUAAAGGCAGAUCUGCCGUAGGUUUUGAUUGUUUUUCUGUUGAGAUUAACUGAAAGAUUUUUGCUCAUGACCGACCAAUCCGACUCCUAAGAAGAGUUUGAUCCCAAGAAUUUCUUUGACUUACUUAAGUAAUGAAUUCUCCCAGAUUUUAGAAGAAGGAAGUGAUCUUUUUUGUUGUUUCAGAAACUCUGGCCUUAAAUUUGUUGGUUUUGCCGCUGCUGUACUUUGAAUUGUUGGCUUAAUUUAUGUUCGGUACUGACAAUAACUCCUCAACUCGCAGGAGCUUUUUUCUUUGUUUUUCCCCAUUAGUCUUACAUUUUUGGUCUUAAUUUUUUGCUCACUGCCUUGAACACUUUCCCCUGUUUUGCCCUCAAAGCACUACCUGAGAAUGUAAUUCAGCGUUCAAGAGAUUUUCUUUGUUACAGCCGUUUGUUUCUUUCGUUGUUGACAGCAUCAUAGCUGCUGCUUGAUUUAAAACGUGUUGAUUUCUGGUGUAGAUGCUAAUCUCAUGCUACGUUCACACUGGGCUCAGACACGUGCGUUCAGGUGACCACUUCCACAGAAAAGUCCAAAGCGAGGUUCGUGCUGACUCGCGUUUGAGCGACCAUGUUCCUCCGCUGGGAAUGCGACAGUAGUUUCAGUAAAUCCAAAUGAAUCACCCACCCCCCCUUUUCAUUUUACAUCUCUGCUCACAGAUUCUGAAUGUCUAAAAGCACUCGACCAAAUCAGUGUCUGCCCCCCAAAAAAAGCAGCAAAUGUCACAUGUGCUCAGUGUUUUCAAUUCAUUUCCUGUUGAUUUCAUGAUGGUUGCUUACUUUAAAUGUGUGAUUUGUGUAACCAGCAGGCUUUACAACCCCCCCACCCCCACCCCUGCCUGUUGACCUUCAGGCAGAUGGAGGGGGAAAAAUAAUUCAAAGUAUUCUUAACUUUAUUUAAGCACUUUUUUGUGGCAAAGUUCAGAUGUGAGGAUUUUUCACCAAAGUGUGAUUUGGAUGCUUACAUCCUGCUGAGCGCUGUUGUGUGUGCUUGUGUGUGCGUGCGUGCGUGCGUGAGUGAGUGAGUGAAUGAGGUCCUUUGCUGUGUGUAAAAAUACACAGCUGGUCUAGAUGCCCAUUCUAGUAUCAGGUUAAUAUUGACAAUAUAGUGGUCUUGAUUUCACCUGUUCUGGGUAAAUGUGAAUGCCUGGCAUUACCAGAAAUAAAAAGAAUAUCUCUCUUUUUA